This is a messenger RNA of Ascochyta rabiei, 1290 nucleotides long. RefSeq lists its product as uncharacterized. The transcript is spliced from 4 exons. Lineage: Eukaryota; Fungi; Ascomycota; Dothideomycetes; Pleosporales; Didymellaceae. The record is from RefSeq and is a predicted model, not a curated record. Bases 1 to 1290 code for a protein of 429 amino acids.
AUGCCGGCACUCAAGCCAAUCUUCGUCAAGGCCUAUUGGACGCUAGCUGGCCUGGGUAUCAUCUGGGCAACCUUCUUGAUAUUGUUGAUCAACCCCACAGUACAACGGCACGCUCUGUACGCCCACAAGCUUAACACAAAUCUUUGGCACAACGUCUCGAAUCCCGAGGAAUUUGGCUUUGCUAAGGGACAAGUCCAGCCGUUUUGGCUCGAUACCACAGAUGGCGAGAAGCUGUUCUGCUGGCACGUGCUGCCCCUGGACGUGUAUCUGCAGAACGAGGAUCAGUUGGUUGUGGGUACGACGACGGGAGAGGUCGUCGACGAGCUCAAGGGAACGGCUGGGGAGAAGCUCUUGAGAAAUGAUGCCGAGGCGAGGGUCGUCGUCAAUUUCCACGGGAAUGCAGGCCAUCUGGCACAGGGCUGGCGUCCAUCCACCUACCGCUCCAUCUCCGGAAUCCCCCACACUCAUCUCCUGACCUGCGAUUACCGGGGCUUCGGACUCUCGACGCUCAACAACCCUCCUCACCUUCCUACGGAGACUGGUCUCAUCACAGAUGCAGUAUCUCUACUCUCCUACGUUGAAACGGAUCUCAAGCACCCAUCGACUCGCACAGUCCUGCUCGGCCAAAGCCUAGGCACAGCCGUAACCGCUGCCUCUGCACUCUACUUCACCGACCCUUCCUCGUCCCAUCUUCCCUCGGAUCUAACCCACGUAUCCCCCCUCCCCAAAUCACACACCGGCUUCGCAGGCAUCGUCCUCGUAGCCCCCUUCCAGGACCUCGCCACGCUCCUCGAGACGUACAAGAUCGGCGGCUUCAUCCCCGUGCUGCGCCCGCUGCGGGGGUACCGGCGCAUCGCAAACUUCCUGCUGGGCCGCAUCGUCGACCACUGGCGCACGCUACCACGUCUGCGCGCCCUCCUCAGCCUCACCGCCGCGGCCAAGACCCCGCUCAGACUGACGCUGCUCCACGCCCGCAACGAUCAGGAUAUCGACUUCCGCCAGUCCGAGGCCCUGUUUCAGCCACUCCAGUCCACCAUGCUGGCCGAGGAGGGCGUCAGCGCUAGGGAGGAGCGGAGGAGCAUCCAUGGCUCUGCGCGCGUCAAGCGCGGCGCGUUUGCGUACAAGAAGGUCGAGGACGCGAGGGGGGAGAGGCUGCUCGAGCUGGAGGUGGUGCGCUUCGGGGGACACAACGAAGUCCUGGGCUGGACGCAGGUCAGCCUUGCCGUCAGGAGGGCGUGGGAGGCCGUGGAGAGGAGGGCAGAGAGAGUCGUGGGACUAGACGUCGAGUAG